Molecule: messenger RNA, 4659 nt
Organism: Trametes versicolor FP-101664 SS1
Lineage: Eukaryota; Fungi; Basidiomycota; Agaricomycetes; Polyporales; Polyporaceae
Product: P-loop containing nucleoside triphosphate hydrolase protein
Exons: 19
Coding region: 233-4600 (1455 amino acids)
Cellular component (GO): intracellular anatomical structure
Molecular function (GO): RNA binding; ATP binding
Source: RefSeq, a predicted model, not a curated record
CUAUUUAUCUGUACGACCUGCUCGCUUGCGUACAGCUCUUCUCUGCUUGUCUAAAUAUCUAGAGUCUACACCGAAACCACACACCUGGGCGUCACACUCAGCUCUUUGCUUUCUAACAACUGCUAGGGUACUCAACCAUUGGCCGUCGCAUUCUCUUGCUCGCGUCCUCGUACUGCGGAAGGUGCUCAGGAAGCUCGCAGGCGACUCUCGCCGCUGUUCAUAGUUCGCCGGGAUGGCGCCCAAGAAGAAGAAAACGCAGCUGAAGCCCAUCGCGCGAGGCUUUGCGACUACCUCGGUACCCAAGAAGGUUGUCGAGGUGCCGAAGGAACCGGAGGUCGCUCCCCCUAGCGACGUCCCCGAUCCCUCCACCGACCCGUCAGCUGAUACCGCCGGUCAAAAUCCGAAGGCUGGCGACGCUCCCGUCUUGAGUGAAGAGGACCAGGCGCUGCAGAGCUUGAUCGAGAAGUUUCAAGACAAGGUAGAGAAGGAGAUCGUCAGGACUGUCAAGGCUAUCGAACAGGACCGACGGUUCUCCGAGACAUUGCUACGUCUAGAUCUGGAUCCCUCUUUUGUUGAACGCGUUCUAGAACUAGCAUUGGAAUACGAAGGCUCGGAGCCGUCCAAGUCUGUGGACGAGCCUGAGGAGAAAGCCCUCGUGCGACUCGCUAUAACAUACGGCGUUCUCAGACGACUGGGCUUUCCAGAGCCUCGCGUCGAUGAAUGUCUGCGGGCCAUCCCCGGUGUCGAUCUAGAUGAAGCUGUCGAAUGGCUGCAUUUACACUGCGAUGAAGAAGAGCUGGGUAUACAACAAGAAUUGGUUGAGCCGCGAACACCAAUGACCCCCAGGACUCCCAAGACAGCGCGUUCCUCUCAUUUUCGGACAGGGUCUUCGGCUCCUCCCAGCCCGAGUGUCAAGUCGUUCCUUGAUGCCAGUGCGCCGGUAUUCGUUCCUGGACAGAAACCCUCGGAAACAUCAUCUCAGGAUAGCCCAGUUCCUUCUGAUGGUACCUCAACCCCGUCCUCAGCCAAGGGCCUCUCAGACAGCGUGCGCUGGUCUCCGGUAGAGGACCCGAACGAUGAAUUCGUCCGGCUCAAGCUGCGAAUUAUGGAUUUGACUACUCAUAGACGUGCUGAUGAGAAGGGGGACGCUGCGUUUCUACUGGAACUCCAACGCCGCUUGAAAGAGGUCCAGCAAGACUACUUCUUCGACCACAAAGAAGCAGAAUCGAUGUUCGCAACCGAACGUAGCAAGGCGGAAGCCACGGCUCUGCAGUCGAAGCUCCGCGGCACAGCCGCAGCACCUCCUCCGAAACCUCCACCGCCUCCACCAGCUCCUCGUGUGAAAGAGCCACCGUCUCGCGCGGAGAGUGUUGCAUCCACGUCCACAGCAGACGUCUUCGAGGACAACGAAGAUUCCCCUGGGGGCAUGUUCGAGCUCUUGGAACAGAUGCCCGAAACAGAGACGACGGAGAACGGUACCGUCAUUCAAGUCCGCGACGUAGCUCUCCCCAAGCACUGGUCCGGGCGCACGCCCAAGGUCCUCCUCUCGGAGAACGUCCGCAAGACCGAUCGCUACGCUGUGAUCUCCUACAACUGCAUCUCAGGCCCCAGUCGCGUCAAGAGGUUCUCCGUAGAAAUACGGUGGAACGGCGGCCGGACCCAGUUCUGGUCUAUGGAGGAUGUUGCUUGUCAUGACGCUAUCCAGGCCGAACACUACAUCUCCACCGUAGCGCUCCACGCGCUGACGUUCCCCAGCUCUGAGGGCUUCUCCGCAGGCGGGACGGCUACGGGAAGCCAGACUUCCUUCCGUUUACUUCCGCCAGGCUUCAGGGAUCUAUGGGACGAGCUGGAGCAGAAACGCCGUGUGGACGACGAUACCGCUAACCGCGCUGUAUGGGCGCGGCUGCGCGAAAUUCUAUCUCCCAAGCUGUCCCGUGCGGAGAAGUCAAACGGCAAGCAGUCCCGCCAGCCGACAGAGACAAAGGACUUCAGUACCAGCCGCUACGUUGAUCACGGUAACGACAUCCCCUCGGAGCAGAUUAUUGCGGACUUCCAGGCCCGACAAGCAAGCCCUGCUUACCAGGACAUGCUGCAUCAACGGAACACACUCCCCAUGGCUCACUACAGGCAGGACUUGCUUUCGUUGCUGGAAAUGUCCCAAAUUCUGGUGCUCAGUGGAGAAACAGGAUGUGGUAAAUCCACGCAGGUUCCCGCGUUCAUUCUGGAGGAUCAACUCCUGAAGGGACGUCACUGCAAGAUUUACUGCACUGAGCCUCGACGGAUUUCUGCUAUCUCGUUAGCGCAGCGUGUCUCGCGUGAGCUUGGCGAGCCUGCUGGAGCUGUUGGGACUGGCAGCUCCCUGGUUGGUUAUGCUAUCCGACUAGAGAGCAAUAUCACCCGCCGUACUCGCCUCGCAUAUGUUACGAAUGGUAUUGCCCUGCGCAUGCUCGAGGGUGGUUCAGGACAGGGAGGCCAAGGAACGGCCUUCGAUGAGAUUACGCACAUCAUCAUCGACGAGGUUCACGAGCGGACUAUCGAGUCGGACUUCCUGCUGAUCGUCUUGAAGUCCUUACUGGUGCAACGUCCUGACCUAAAGAUCGUCCUCAUGUCUGCUACUCUUGACGCCGAGAAGAUCUCUGCUUACUUCGGAGGAUGCCCAAUUCUCUCAGUACCUGGGCGCACGUUCCCCGUCGACGUGCGUUUUCUUGAAGAUGCCGUCGAGUUCACGAAAUGGAAAGUCACCGAGGGCUCACCAUAUGCCCGUAGAGGGAAAGACAAGUUCUACCGUAACAAGGCGAAACUGGAGUGGACGGAAGAAACCGCGGCAGGGGAUGACGAUGACGACGACGUCGCUCAGCAAGAGAACGUCACGCUGGAGAAGCGCUUCUCUCCGGAGACGAUCUCUACCGUCAACCUCCUGGACGAACGUUUGAUUCCUUAUGACCUUAUAGUCCGUCUACUGGAGAAGAUCUGCUUCGAAGACCGUUCGUACGAAUCGUACUCCUCGGCAGUACUAGUCUUCAUGCCUGGCAUGGGCGAGAUCCGGCGACUGAACGACGUCCUUACCGAGCAUCGUUCGUUUGGUUCGGAGGACCGCUUCAGAAUCUACCCGUUGCAUUCGACCAUCUCAAGUGAACAGCAGGGAGCUGUGUUCGACAUACCACCUCCCGGAGUCAGGAAGAUUGUUAUUGCUACCAACAUCGCUGAGACAGGUAUCACCAUCCCGGACAUCACCUGCGUCAUUGAUACGGGCAAGCACCGCGAAAUGCGCUUCGAUGAGAAACGACAAAUCAGUCGCCUCAUCGAGACGUACAUCGCCCGGAGCAACGCAGCACAGAGGCGCGGGCGUGCUGGACGUGUUCAAUCAGGUUUAUGUUUCCAUCUCUUCACCAAGGCGCGCCAUGACACCAAGAUGGCUGCCCACCCGGACCCGGAGAUCAUGCGUCUCAGCUUGAGUGACCUGGCCUUGCGCAUCAAGAUCAUGAAGGUGAACUUGGGCACAUCUAUCGAGGAUGUCCUCUCCCGUGCGCUUGAUCCACCUUUGGGCAUCAACGUUCAGCGAGCUGUCUCCGCUUUGGUCGAGGUUCGCGCCCUCACGCCGAACGAGGAGAUUACGCCCAUGGGUAGACUGUUAAGCCAGCUGCCCACCGACGUGCAUCUCGGAAAGUUCCUGCUCAUAGCGACACUGUUCCGCUGUCUUGACCCGGCGCUCACUAUCGCCGCUACUCUCAACUCCAAGUCGCCCUUCUUGACCCCCUUGGGGCUCGAACAGGAGGCUGAGAGGGCUAAGCUAUCGUUCCGCACAGAGAACUCCGACUUCUUGACUCUUCACAACGCUUUUGCAAGUUGGCGUCGGGCAAGCGGGAAUGGCAUUGCACGCAAGUUCUGCAAGUCAAAUUACCUCAGCCACCAGAACCUGCAACAGAUCGAAGAGCUACGGCAGCAAUUCCUUGGGUACCUCGUAGACUCGUCCUUCAUUCACGUCGACCGGGCGUUCGUCCGAGAUCUGAGCAGAGCGCGGUAUGGCCGCAACAAGACGCGAUUCGUCGUCGUCCCCAGCGAUCUAGACGUCAACUCAGGCAACGCCGCGAUGGUCAACGCUGCGCUCGCCGCGGGAUUGUAUCCGAAGAUCCUCACGGUCGACCCGCUCAAGAACGAGAUGCGCACCAUCGGCAACAACCAGCCCGCCUCGUUCCACCCUUCUUCCGUCAACUUCAAGCGGCGUCUUGGGGACUUCGGGGUGAACCACUUGUGCUACUUCACGAUAAUGCACUCCAAGAAGUUGUAUGCAUGGGAAACAGGACCUGUCGAAGACAUGGCGCUGUUGCUCCUGUGCGGUGAUGCUGAGUUCAAGCUUAUGGCAGAUACCGCAUCCAUCGACCGCAAGGUCCGGUUCCGCAUCCAGCCCAAGGCCAGCAUCGCACUCAAGCUUUUGCGCAACAACUUGGGCUCGAUCCUGGCGACACAGUUCAGGACGCGGCCGCUGACCGAGUCGCAGCUGCGUUGGGACGAGAUAGCGAUGAUGAUUCUGGGGAAGCUGAAGCCAGAAGGACCACCGCAGACGCAGGACACUGUCACCCUGGUUAUCAAUAAUAGAUGAUAGAAGAUGUAUCUUUACCCAUAUCUGUAGCUGCUAUACUAAUUGCGUACUUGUCUUCG